Molecule: messenger RNA, 1923 nt
Organism: Diaporthe batatas
Lineage: Eukaryota; Fungi; Ascomycota; Sordariomycetes; Diaporthales; Diaporthaceae
Exons: 2
Coding region: 354-1385 (343 amino acids)
Biological process (GO): positive regulation of ubiquitin-protein transferase activity; protein neddylation
Cellular component (GO): ubiquitin ligase complex
Molecular function (GO): cullin family protein binding; ubiquitin-like protein binding; ubiquitin conjugating enzyme binding
Source: RefSeq, a predicted model, not a curated record
CCCACCAUCGCAUCAGCCUUGUCGUCACUGUCCAUUGCGUGCCCAGGACAUUCUUCGAAUCUAUUAGACUCGGCUUUAUCUCAUGCUACAGUUCCACCUAUCGACCUAUCUCCCCGUAUACAUCUCCCACACUGCCCCCUCCGGCGACCCGGGCAGCACCUGCGCACAAGAGAAGCCUCCUCCUGUCUCGAGUUCCGCCGGCCGUAGCAAGCCUGUCCUCCCUCGCGGCCCCCCCUCUCUGAUCGACCUUCUCGUAACCUCAAGGCGGGAGACGGCUCCGAAAAGUCGGCCCGACCCCUGGCACACGACGACACCUCUACUACCAGCCGACCACCCCCCUCUGGUUCUCCGAGAUGCCUCCUCUCAACAGCGCUCAGAAGGCGCUCGUUGCGCAGUUUGUUGCAGCUACGGGGGCCAACGAGAAGACUGCACAACGGGUAUGUUCACAUUGCCUCUGCCGGUGUAUAUAUCCCUUCACACAUGUCACCCGUCGCCGAUACCGUCGCCGUUGCCAUUGCCAUCCGACCUUGUUCUAUCCCGAGCCCUUACACCGCCCUGGCGAGAGACCCUUGUGUUCCCGUCGUAGCUGUCGUCUGCACAUCACUCACGGCUCCCACCUCUAUGCCCAGGACCAUGUGCUGAUUUCUUGGAUCCAACAGUUCCUGAAGAAUGCCAACUACCGGUUGGAUCUUGCUGCCGAUACCUAUCUCAGCAGUGGUGGCGGCGUGGAUAGUGGACGUGUCGCGGCCAUCGAGAAGGCGUACGAUGACCUCGUUACGCCCGCUCGGGGCGACACCAAGGAGUCGCUCUCCGCCGAGACCACGCAGGAGUACCUCGAGGCCCUUGGCGUCAACAUGGAGAACGCCGAGCAGUUCGUCGUCAUGGAGCUGGUCCAGUCCCCUAGCAUAGGCGAGAUCACCCGCAACGGCUUCGUCAGCGGCUGGUCUGCUACCGACCUGACCACCUUUGGCAAGACCGCGCAGAAGAACCACGUCCGGCGCCUCAUCAACCAGCUCUCCUCCGACCCUGCCCUCUUCAAGAAGGUCUACCGCCACUCCUUCAUCGCCGGCAAGGAGGCCAGCCAGAAGGCCAUCCCCCUAGAGCACGCCCUCGUCUACUGGCAGCUGCUCUUCGCCCCGCCCGGCCGCCCCUGGCAGUCCGCCAGCCGCGACUGGGCCAAGCUGUGGGAGGCCUUCCUCAACGAGAAGUGGACCCGCUCCGUCAACAAGGACAUGUGGAACAUGACCCUCGAGUUCGCCAACAAGUCCAUCGACGACGAGGACUUGACUUUUUACAGCGAGGAGGACUCGUGGCCCGCCGUCAUCGACGAGUUCGUGACCUGGUACCGCAAGCAGGAACCGUCCGAGGCCAUGGAGGUUAACUAGCUCGGUGGGCCCUGACGAAAUCCUAGCAGCAUGCUACCCACGACUACGCUGGCAUGGGUUUUGGGGGACGUUCAGUAUGGUCACUGGUAUCAUAUUCUCGCGUGGGGUCCUUCCGCCAUUGGGGCGGAAAAAUUACCCGCAAAUGCUCUCGGAUUAGAAGUCAGUCAAGUGAGCAUAAACUUUCAGGGAUGUCAAGUCCGGCAAGAAGGUGGAGAAGAGACUUGAAGAACUCAUUGAGCGACGGCGUAAUAGGUUUCACGGCUUGCGAAGUUGCUUGGUCGUUAUCCAGAAAUACACAGCCGCAUCGCAGAUUAGUGUACCUAGGUACCUUGCCGAAAGGAGCAUUUAUCGGAAAAAGGCAUAUUUCUCGCAGGGCAGAGAGGCCCACGCGCCGUCUGGGGCAGGGACUGACUGGAUGGGGAAUUGGCUGAGCUGGUCUGGCAGACAAAGGUCUCUAUGUACUUCUAGCCCCCCACCAUUUUACAAAGGACCCACCCAGCUCGUAAAUGCCAAAAGAUAUGCCUUAUUAUCACUUCGA